AUGUCUCGGUUUCUGACGUGUGACGAUUCGCGUUCGCGGAUCAAUAAUAAGAAACCCCGCAUGGGCAAAGAAAUUACACCAAUGACCCCGGACCUGAUGAUGAGCGAAUACUUGGCCAUGAGGCUCGGCGUGAAGUGUACUGAUGACGUUGCAUUGCUGAUUAAUAAUAGCGGACUGGAGGGUGGUGUUGGUGGUGGUGGUAGUGACGCGGACUUGGCUCACGAGGGGGCGCUGAUGAACCCGGCUGGAGAGCGAGUGAGUCAUCAUCAUCAUCAUCACUUCAAGAGUCUGUCGUACUCUUGCGCCAGCAGCGAAGAUGACGGUGUCACAAGCAGCGACUGUGGCCACACGGACCAGAGUCGGGAUGACUCGGAUGAUGACGACAGCGACACCGACAAGUCGGUUCCCCAGUGUCGGUCGGUGCUGGGACGGAACAACAAGAAGCCUCGCCUGCACACCGGCAGAGGCGCCGCGAAGAACUUGGCCAUAACAGAAUUAGCAUCCAUUAAGGGCAGCGGAGAUUUGAGAGGCCUGCGCGCAGAUACAGACUCGUAUUUGCACACGGUUUCACCAGCGUCACGUGGCGGCGUUGGUGGCGGCCAAUGCCAACACGUGUUCCAUGGCAGACCCUCGCCGCCGGGUUCCCCACUGGGCCAGCGGCAGCCACCAUCCCGUGCCCUGCUGUCCCGGGUCCCAGUGGGGCUGGGACACAGGCCAUCACCGACGUCCGGCACGUCGCUGGACUCCACGUCCGCCGCCGCGGCGGCGGCCACCGUUCAAGCUGCAAUGGCGGCUCUCCAAGCUGGUCCUCUUUCCAUCAACCGGUUGAUUAGCUUGAUGGCACAGCAAGGAGCUACAUCAAGACAAUUCCUCACGCAAAAAAACUCCUUGGUUUCUGCUGCUCAUCACUUGCAACAUGAGCAAGAGCAAAAGCUCAGUUCCGGAGGCCGAUCCGUGUCAGUGUCUCCACCAAGAACCCAAACCCCUAACCCGCGGAGUUGGGCCGGCAACCCCGGAGACCCCUUGUCCCCAUCAUUGCCGCAACCCGGUUCCCCUGAAAUACAGAUGCUCCAGGGAACCAUACAACAGCACAAGCAAAUGCUGCAACAGCAAUUGCAGCAGUUCAUGUUUUUCCAACCCGGUGCACAAGCUCAGUUUUUCCUACAGAACCAGGGGGUGCACUACUACCUGCGGUUCGUGUCCGGUCAGCCGCCGGUCGGUCAAUUGACGGUCGCGCAUCUGCCGGUCGUCAAGCGCCGGUCGGUCCAACCGCCAGCCAGGGCAGUUCUUGGCCUCCCCAAUCCCCAGCCCACCAAACUGCGGUUUGGUCACCCAAUUGUCGGGGCACCCAAACAAUCGGAAAGAAUCAGCAUGAUUCUUCUCACCAAAUUGUUCCAGUGCCCCAACAAUUGGGUGACCAAACCGCGGUUUGGUGGACUGGGGAUUGGCGAGGCCAAGAACUGCCCUGGCUGGCGGUUGGACCGACCGGCGCUUGACGACCGGCAGAUGCGCGACCGUCAAUUGACCGACUGGCGGAUGACCCGGUACCCCUGCGGGUUCACUCAGGGAGACGUUCCUAAUCGGUACCCCUUCAACAUGCCCUUGCUGAAAAGGGUCUGCUGGUAUAGUGCGAAGCUUCGGGACUUAGACAGGAAGUUUUUGUACACGUUCGACUUCGGCACCAACCUGUUCACCGACGCUCACGCCGACGAUUCAGACAUCACCAAUCCGUCGUGUCUGGUGAACAACCCGCAAACGACGCCCGAGGCCAUGAUUGCUGGGCGGCGACGGAAGAAGCGGACGUCCAUCGAAACGACGGCCAGAGUGGCGCUGGAGAAGGCGUUCUUGAAGAACGCGAAACCCACUUCGAAAGAGAUCUCAGUGUUGGCAGAGAGGAUGGCGAUGGGGAAGGAAGUGGUCAGGGUGUGGUUCUGCAAUAGUGUCGUCUCGUGCAACCGCCGUAGUGACCGCAGGGACCGGCGGAGGGCGGGCGGACAGCCGCAGUUCACGUCCCCACAACUGCCGUCGCCAUUGUGCCUGGUCACCUCGCAAAACUCUUCCCUGUCGUCAUUUGCCAACGACGACAACCAGCAGGGCUCCAACAGCAACAGCAACGGUCGCAGUGGCCCAACUCACCUGUCACCCAUCAUGGAAACCCUGAUGGGGUCUCAUCAUCGCCUACCCACUGCAUCUCAUUCUUGUUUGGGUAGUCUUAGACAAAUAGUAGUUCAGUCUCGACCACUUCGUCCUUAUGCACCUCACUGCGAGAGACACCUCACAACUAAGAACUACACGGGUACCAACAGAUUUCCGCCGCAUAUUCCGCACCACCGGGGCCGGAAAGGUUUAUGCAGUUGUCACACCGGAGCCUGGGGUCCGGAAUCACACAUGGGCCCGGGAUAUGCGGGUACGCGACCCGGAAUGCCACCCGGAAUGAAAAAAUCCGGAGGCGCAGGCCACGUUUCAGGGUUUGCGAAGCACUGUAUCACUUGCCGCGAGGCGCGAUCGUCGUCUUCCUUGGGAAACAGGAGUGACUCGGCGCGAUACGCACGUGACGCGACGUUAUGGCACAACUUCUACUCAGAGCCGCUGCUUCCAGGGCUAUUGCUUCCACGCCACCCUUACGAGCGCCAGUCUCUCCCAGAGCCACCGGUGGCUUCCAACUCCAAU
Molecule: messenger RNA, 2670 nt
Organism: Notodromas monacha
Lineage: Eukaryota; Metazoa; Arthropoda; Ostracoda; Podocopida; Cyprididae
Source: the annotation of a GenBank genome assembly